Hibiscus syriacus is the source of this 552-nucleotide messenger RNA. RefSeq lists its product as uncharacterized. The coding region runs from base 1 to 552 and encodes 183 amino acids. The transcript has a single exon. Lineage: Eukaryota; Viridiplantae; Streptophyta; Magnoliopsida; Malvales; Malvaceae. The record is from RefSeq and is a predicted model, not a curated record.
AUGAAGAAGGUGAACAGUGUGGUUGAAGGGGACAUGGUUCUGAAAUUUCCCAUUAUCCCUUAUGAACUUGAUGCAUUGGUAACUGUAAAAUCCGACGAGGAUGUCAAACAUAUGGUAGAUGAGUGUCGUCGUUUGGAAAGCGAAGGAACUCCAAAACUUCGUGCUUUUUUGUUCCCUUCAAACCCAAUCGUAGUCGAGAACCAAAUGAACCCUGUUGAUCACUACGCCAUUGAGCAGCGGUAUAUAGAAGCCAUCAAUGGCAUAGUUCGUCCGAGUUCAAAUAAUACUAGUGGAAGGCUCACCCCUGUUAACCCAAACCGCUCCAACUUCAGCCCUUCUGCUAGCACUUCCCCUAAAGCAGCUUCUCCAGAUAAUAGCUAUUUCCUCUUGGAGCCGCCAUCAGUUUCAAAUGGGAACCAACAUAAUAAACCCCCCAUGCCUAAAGUCCAGAGUUCUCCCAACAUUUGCAACCUCCAUCUGCCAAGUAACAACAACCAUAGCAAUCCCCAGGUUUACCAGGCACAUUGUCAUUAUCACCAAAAACCACUGUAA